CCCACUUUAGAAGGUUAUGACUAACGUUCAUUCCCGAGAUAAUGGAUCCACCAAGUUACUGUAUUGUACUGUAGUACAUACUACUACUAGUAAUAAGCUCCUAGGCUUCAACAUCCAUACCUCAGCAGCUGUCAACUUCCACGACUCUACUUGAAUUAUCUUACUCCCUGCGAAGAUGGACAAUGACGACGAUGACUUCGGUGCAGAUGCAGAGUUCUUGUCUGCUCUAGCCUCGUCUGCCGUUGUGAGCAAUUCCAGUCAGACCAAAUCCUCCCAACCUACGAACCGUAUCCAGCAACCUACUCCCCAGAGAAUACAACAACCAACUCCGCAAAGGAUACAGCAGCCGACACCACAGCGUUUAGACAAACCACCGCAAUCAUCCAGCUCUUCUGCGCCCAUAUCUGGUUCGAAGAUCGUUCAGCCAACACCUCAAGCACUUCCACAGCGUUCUUCCGGCUCGUCCAUACUCGUGUCACCCCGCCAAAAAGGGAAUCCCGUGCUAGCAUCUCUACGAUCAGUAGCAUGGGAGUAUAGUGAUAUCCCGGCCGACUACGGCCUAGGCCAAACAACCUGUGCCCUAUUUCUAAGCCUCAAGUACCAUCGACUACACCCCGAGUACGUUUAUACGCGAAUUCGCAAUUUACAAGGGAAAUAUAUCCUACGCAUUCUUUUAACCAUGGUCGACAUUCCAAACCACGAAGACUCAUUGCGCGAACUCUCCAAGACGUCGCUGAUCAACAACGUCACCAUAAUCCUCUGCUGGUCCGCUGCCGAAGCGGCGAGAUAUCUCGAGCUAUACAAAUCCUACGAGCAUGCGAAUUUUAGUGCCAUAAAGGGACAGCAAGCUACGAGCUACCCCCACAAGCUUAUCGAGUUCGUCACGGUGCCUCGGGGAAUCAACAAAACCGAUGCAAUCUCGCUCGUCAGCGCAUUUGGGAGUUUGAAGAACGCGGUCAACGCCGAACCUGAGCAGGUUGCAGUGAUUAGCGGGUGGGGAGAGAAGAAGAUAAAAAGAUGGUGCGAAGUCGUAGAGGAGCCGUUCCGAGUCCAAACUGCUGCGAAGAGGCGCGCCGUCGAUAAUGGAGGUAAUAAAAUCCUAGAAAAGGCCAUCCCGCUGAGUCGGGCGCCGCUACGAGAUAUGCCGAGUCUGUCAGCAAGUGUGUCUCAAAACAGUCCAACACCUCAGCCUCAAACAAAUCCAUCCACAAUUCCGAAGGGGAGCCGCCAGAUUCGGGAUGCUCCCGUUGACGAGGAUGAAGAGGAAGCCAUGCUAGCUGCGGCUAUCGAGGAGUCUAAGAAGGCGAUGGCGCAAGAACAGCCGUCCAGCUCCACGUCGAAAGCUCGUGAAAAUGAGGAGUUAAGUGACGGAAUAGCGGCAGCUUUAGCUAGACUCAGGGACAAGGGAUGAAUAUAAUACCUGCCUAAUUUAGGUGAAGUUAGGUAUAACCAUCAGGGUGUGUACCCCGAGGAUUGUCCCUUUGCGGAUAGUAUUCUGUGUCUAUUAGGCAUUGAAGCAAGGAGAAGUUAAUAGUUCGUGAUUGCAUGUUCUCAUAUGAUCGCGCAAGGUCAUAUAUCACCAGCGCACUAAAUCCCUUGAAGACUGGGGCCAAAGGACGCUAGUUGAAGAUGUUGGCCGAUUUGGCUCCAGCAUUCUUAGACGAAAGCGGUCUGGCCGCUGCUACUGUUACUGGUCAUGUUUGUGUUUGGCUUUAGCGUUUUUAUACUCCAUCAGCCAAGAUAGAGCAUGCCGUCGUGAGAUGUCCACCGCACUAUAGCACAUGAGCAAACAGCCUGUCACGAGUACCUUAGAUGCAGGUCGGAACUAGAAAUACGCUAAUUCUAUUACCCCAUCAUACUAAUAGGCCUCAGGUCACUACAUAGUACACAUGUUACCUCACCGAUAUGAUGCAUAUACGAUACGUCGUGUGCUCUUUCAUCCACUUUCGCAUUUAAGUAGGUAGGUAGGUAUUAAGGGCCUCACGAUGGAAGCAGCACGGAAAUAUUUACCUGGUAGGCAAUAGGUAGGCAACAGGUAGGCAAUAGGUAGGC
Molecule: messenger RNA, 2052 nt
Organism: Hypoxylon fragiforme
Lineage: Eukaryota; Fungi; Ascomycota; Sordariomycetes; Xylariales; Hypoxylaceae
Product: restriction endonuclease type II-like protein
Exons: 1
Coding region: 176-1411 (411 amino acids)
Biological process (GO): meiotic mismatch repair; mitotic recombination; nucleotide-excision repair
Cellular component (GO): nucleus; ERCC4-ERCC1 complex; nucleotide-excision repair factor 1 complex
Molecular function (GO): damaged DNA binding; single-stranded DNA binding
Source: RefSeq, a predicted model, not a curated record